Molecule: messenger RNA, 1357 nt
Organism: Pseudopodoces humilis (Tibetan ground-tit)
Lineage: Eukaryota; Metazoa; Chordata; Aves; Passeriformes; Paridae
Source: RefSeq, a predicted model, not a curated record
AUGGCAGAAGACUUAAAAAGUCUGUUGGGCGCAGGAAGCGUCCGAGAGCUGCAGCAGAAGCUGGAGAACUGGCAUCACGACUACGAGAUGAAUUCCAGUGGUGAAAAUAUGAGCCGAUGCUGUGAAAUAUUAGAACUGAACACCGCGAUUCAAAAGCAGCUCUUCUCAAUUCUCAGUGAAACAUCUCAAGAUGCUGAUAAAUGCGCAGAAGUAAUAAAAAGCUGUAUCGCGCCAAGCCCAUGCUGUGCUGCUUCAGGAGCACAGGAUUCAGCUGGAGAAGAACUACAGCUGUGUGAUUUGGCCAGCAAUCCGAAAUGUCGACUGCAAGAUUUGGAGAGCAAACUAGCUGAAACUCGUCUGCAGAUCAACCAGAUGGAACGAGAUCUGAGGGCUUCCUGUGCUGAAGGCUGCAAAGUCUUGAGGAAGUCAGAGCAAGUGAAUGACUGUGAGCAUCAGAUUCAACUAUUGUGGGAUGAGGUUUCUAUCCUGGAUGCCCAAAAGUCUAUUCUCCAGAGCAGGCUUGCACGGACCUGCCCUCCUUCUCCUUUCCGGUGUGGGAGCAGCCGACCUGUUUGCGUGAAGAGCUGGUCACCUGCCCAGAGCAGACGGGUCCAUGCUUCGCGUCGCGCCUGCCUCAUAGCGCGCUUCAACUUCAUCUAUGCUAAAGACCGCUUGGAUGCAGAGGCCCGUUUGAGGACAUUCAUCUGUGACAUGGAGGUGGUGCAGAGGAUAAUAUACCUUGCAGUUGUGGAAUCUUUCCGUGCAGCAAGGAUGGCCUUCUGGAAGCUCAAAAUACAUCUAAAAGAGUCUUUGCCUCUAUGUCACUUGGCGGGACCUGGGUCAGCUGAACUUGCUAUCCUGGAUUAUAUGGCUUGCCACAAGGAUGUGUAUGACGUUUGUUGCAGUGUCCAGGAAGUAAUUUGCACCUUGAGCAUGAAUCCAAAGCUUCCGUGUCCAGUAGAGGUUGAUUUUGCUGUGCUCAGCUGUUUGAUUCGAGAGUUGUGCUGUUUGGCUUUUCAAAUGCAGACACUCCUUCCUGCUCUUGAUAUUGCUGUUGGUGUUGAUGGAGAGCUUUUCAAUAAGUGCAUGUACUAUCGUAGUUGUGACUCAGAUUUCACAGCUUGCUUUGUGGCCUAUCACGUCUGGCCUGCUCUGAUGGAAAAUGGUACUGUAAUUGUGAAGGGAGAGGUAGUCACCAAAAGAACUGUUCCGUGUUGUCGCAGAAGCAGAGUUAGAAGCAAAAGCUGCUGCUGUGGCCGUCGUCUCCUGCCUGGUCAAGUAACUCGAAGCCGCAGUCUUUCAACAGUGAGGGUCAAAAGGCGCUAACUGAACAUCUUCCUGUGGUGCAGUGUAUCUG